This is a messenger RNA of Papilio machaon (common yellow swallowtail), 953 nucleotides long. RefSeq names its product DNA-binding protein RFXANK. NCBI's taxonomy places the organism in Eukaryota, Metazoa, Arthropoda, Insecta, Lepidoptera, Papilionidae. The coding region runs from base 28 to 780 and encodes 250 amino acids. The transcript is spliced from 5 exons. Gene Ontology annotation, cellular component: nucleus. The record is from RefSeq and is a predicted model, not a curated record. Gene Ontology annotation, biological process: regulation of gene expression. Gene Ontology annotation, molecular function: protein binding.
UUGAAAACUUGCCUUUGGAAAAUAAAAAUGGAAGAAAGCGUUGCUGUCAAACACGAAGGCAAAAAUAUUGAUAUAAAACAGGAAAAGCAGGACAAUCUUGAAAGUUUCAAAUAUGAGUUUGACUCUGGAAGUCAGGAUAGCAGCAAAAGUGGAAGUGGAGGUUAUCAGCGUUGGGCACCUAAUUUGAAUGGUGUACGAAAAAGUGCAUUUACGCCAUAUAAAUCUGCUCAGUGUACUGCACUAACUAAUUUACAGAGAGGUAAUACGCAGGCGCGAGUCCUCGAAUUGCCUCAACCCGAUUCUAGCUUUCACGCAAAGGCUGGGCGCGGAGAAAUAACUCGUGAAGACGUGAAACUGGAGCAAUAUGUUGAUAUUACUGAUGAACAUGGGCUCACUGCAUUACAUUGGGCCGCAAGCUACGGCCAGUUAAAUAGUUGUCAGGACCUUGUUUGGAGUGGUGCCAAUGUUAACAUGCGGGGUCCGGAGGGGGAGACGGCAUUACACCUGGCUGCAGCCGGGGGGCACCACGAGGUUGUGAAAUUUCUUUUGAAUGAAGGUGCUGACGCUGACAUACAGGAUGAUUCUGGUAGUACAGCUCUCAUGUAUGCAGCGGCAGCAGACUUUCCCUACACUUGCAAUGAACUCCUCAUCCGAGGUGCUGACCUCACUCUUACCAAUGAUUAUGAUCAAGAUGCUUACACCUUAACCAUUACCAACAACUGCAAACUGGCACAAACUGUGAUAGAGAAUUUUUUGAUUGGAUGUCUCAGCAAGAUAUGAAACCACAACAAUGUUAAUUUGCUUUGGACAGACAACACAGCAGAUUAAUUUGCUAACAGAGUUAAAAUAAUAAUACAGGGAUUUAGUUUAUAAAUUGUAUUUAAUAAAUAUUUUUAAGUUCACCAUAUACAUACAUGUGAUGUGACAUAAGUAAUUCAAUUACAGACAAUAUC